AACAUUCAACAAGCAACAGCUAGGGGUGACAGACAUGGUACGAUUAUGUUCAUGUUAAAUCUUUAUUUCUGAAACAGCAAAACAACAACAAAAAAAAAAAAAAAAAAAAAAAAAAACAGAGGGACGCCGCUAACACAGCUCCAAGACACACUUUCCAGCGCUGUCAGGUUUAUGUGAUUUGUUUCAGCUCCGGUUUUGUGACUUUCUGACUGAGUUGAAGCUUAUGAAGUGACGAAGUUUUCUUUGCCUGCGCUGUGUCCUUUCCUAUGUCUAUGUGAGACUCAGCGUUGAUUUACUUGCUUGUAUUAUGGCAGAAGCUCCGCAGCAACAAGUCGUUGAGAUCGACCCGGAUUUCGAGCCGCUUUCCCGACCCAGGUCUUGCACCUGGCCCCUUCCCAGACCUGAAUUUAUUAACCCUGCCAACUCCAAUACUUCUUCUCCGGCUCCUUCUGUUAAACAAGAACCGGGCACCAAUGUCGAUUUUAUUAACAACCUCAGCUUGCUGGAAGAAAACGAAGACUUCCCCGAGCAGAAGCCGCUAGUCUUGUGCAAUGAUUUCCAGUGCCAGGAGAACUGCAUCCACCAACAGCAACAUCAGCACCCCAACCAGCAGCUCCCCCAUCAACAACAGGUAGUCCCUUGCUCUUCUGCCUUGUCGUCCCCCGCCGGCUCAUCCUCUUCGGUUGCAGCCCAGAGGAAGAGCAGUUCCUCUCGCAGGAAUGCCUGGGGAAAUCUGUCCUACGCGGACUUGAUCACCAAGGCCAUCGAAAGCUCUCCGGAGAAGAGGCUCACCUUAUCACAGGUCUAUGAUUGGAUGGUCAAGAGUGUACCUUACUUCAAGGACAAAGGGGACAGCAACAGCUCUGCUGGAUGGAAAGUGAGUACCAUUUCAGAGUAAUUGGAGAAGCACUUGCCGUAUGUUUUGGUCCAACCUCCUUAGAAACUUAAAGUUCUUGAUCCUACUACUAAUGAAAUCGGCUGGCGUUUGGAAGGGAUAGAGGUACUGUAUUUGACAUGUUUAAAUGGGAAAAUAAGUUACAGUAGGUUAUAAUACACGUAUGCUACUAAAAUAUUAUAUAACAAAUAUUUAGAGGAUACAAUGGAAAGAUACUAAACAUUUUCUUCAUGCAUAUGUGAACACUGCCAGAUUUCAGGUGUAUAUAUAUUACGGUAUACUCUCUCCCCAGAUAUGCUGACAUCUUUAUAUUUCGUUCUCUCUUCCAAAAUAGACUUUUAACAGAAUGUGAAAGCGAAUCGGAGUGGCUUUGAGGGUAGAGGCGCAUUUAAUAACUGGGAAUCAAAAUGAUUAAAUGCCUGUGUUGAAAACAUUUUGGCAAAUCGUGUGAGCGCUGGAAUCAAGAAAAGUUUAGACGCGAAGUAGACUGGCCUUUGCAUAACGCGCUACAGAAAAUGAUUUAUUUCUUUAUUGAAAUGCAUACCUGUCAAUAUUUAUUUAUUUUUUUAAAUAAGGGAGCUUUUGUAAACUGUAAUCAUGCAUACAACUAUUCCGCUUUAUUAUUUGGUAGAAUGAUAGACUGAUACGUUGCUCCUAAUUGCUUUUAAAAACGAAAAAUAUCAAACAG
This is a messenger RNA of Polyodon spathula (Mississippi paddlefish), 1583 nucleotides long. Its product is annotated as forkhead box protein O1-A-like. The transcript has a single exon. Bases 308 to 898 code for a protein of 196 amino acids. Gene Ontology annotation, cellular component: nucleus. Lineage: Eukaryota; Metazoa; Chordata; Actinopteri; Acipenseriformes; Polyodontidae. Gene Ontology annotation, molecular function: RNA polymerase II cis-regulatory region sequence-specific DNA binding; DNA-binding transcription factor activity, RNA polymerase II-specific. Gene Ontology annotation, biological process: regulation of transcription by RNA polymerase II. The record is from RefSeq and is a predicted model, not a curated record.